This is a messenger RNA of Papilio polytes (common Mormon), 689 nucleotides long. RefSeq lists its product as uncharacterized. Lineage: Eukaryota; Metazoa; Arthropoda; Insecta; Lepidoptera; Papilionidae. The record is from RefSeq and is a predicted model, not a curated record. The transcript is spliced from 3 exons. Bases 57 to 689 code for a protein of 210 amino acids.
UAAAUGUUUGUAAAGAAAUAAUCGUGUUAAUUGGAAGUUAUUUUGCAGAUUUCGUCAUGAGAUUUAAGUGUUUGUACGUCGCUGUUUCUUUGGUCUUUUUGUCAAUAUUCUGCGAGGAAUUGUCCGACAAACUAAAUAAUUCAACAGUGGAAUACGACCCGGAAGCUUUGCUAAUUAAAAUCUUUAACUUGAACGGAACUAUACAAAGUCGUACUAAAUUCAAUUUUGAAGAAAGUGAUCGAGAUGUCUAUUUCGACUCUAACAAAAUGAUAUCAAAAGUCAAUGAUAAUAUACAAUUGAACACAAAUGAAGAUAAACAGGAAAUAACAUUCUUAGACGAUAAUAGGGUAGGUAAAGUAAAGAAGAGGAGGAGACGCAAACCUAGGGUGCAGGGACCACAGGGUUUGACUCCUGGAUAUUAUGGACCUUACGCACCCUAUGUCCAACCACCCGGUAUUGGAGGAUCUCCGUUUUACGGACAAGACCCAAGCGGUAUUUACAGGCCACCUAAUCGUCAAAGGCCGUCACUGGCCACUGAAGCAUUAUCGACUGUUAGCGAAGCUCUAACAUCGAUAGCAUUGUUCGACGAUCGGGAGUGCGUGGCGCGGUUGCUGUGCGAGGCGGCAAGCGGAGCCCCGGUCUCCGGAACUUUGCAGUCCAUCGCUGGACUGCAGCCUCUGCUCACGUAA